Durio zibethinus is the source of this 1021-nucleotide messenger RNA. RefSeq lists its product as uncharacterized. Gene Ontology annotation, cellular component: mitochondrion. NCBI's taxonomy places the organism in Eukaryota, Viridiplantae, Streptophyta, Magnoliopsida, Malvales, Malvaceae. The record is from RefSeq and is a predicted model, not a curated record.
AUAAUCUGUUGCAGUCUGUGGGCCGAGAUCCAGCCCACAACCAGAAAGCCUUUCUUCGUAAAAAAGAAAACAAAACAAAACAAAAGGAAAAUAAAAAUUCCUGAGGUUUUAGGAUUCAGGGUUCUUGGGAAGGACAAAGGAAACAUGGCGGCUAAUUGUCGAAGAAAAACCCUAAAGUUCUCUUGUGCUUCAGCCAAGACCAUUUUGACCCAUUCACCAUCUUCAACAGCUGCUAAUAAUAAGUUGGCUGGCCUUUUCUCUCCUAAGUCAACGCCUGCAUCUCGAUUCUCUCUCCGCAAUCUCACUUCUUCCAGGCUCCCAGUGGAAUUAGGUGGUGCAGUAACUUUGACUCCAAUGCAUAGUGCUACAGCUUCUGCCUUGUUCACUUCAUUGCUUUCUUUGCAUAAUCAAAGAUGGGGGUGUCUGUCAGAAGGUCUAAGUUAUUGAUAUGUUUGAGCUGGCAGGAUUUGCAACUCCUCUGUAGCAUUGCCUAUGGACUUCCUGUUCUUGAUGCCGCUUGGACCUUCAUCUGCAGGAGGUUUUGUUUCUCAGCUUGUUCCCAAUUGAGAUUGAACAUAAUAUUUGACUGUGAAAAGGGAGUCAUAUGUCAUCUCUUGUCACCUUGUUCUCUAAGAAGAUUUUGGUCUAAUAUUGUUAUUGCCUUAUGUUCAUUGCAUGUCCUAAGAUAUUGAUAAUUUUAGAAAGAGAGAUUUAUUGAAUAGCUUGGCAAUUUGGAUCUUGUACUCUGGUUCUGUCAUCCUGUUGGUUUUACAUUUUGAAUGUAACAUAUUUUUUUAUUCAGAAGUACCAUUUAUUUGGAAUGAAAAUUUUGAAAUAAGUUUAAUAACUAAGAUAUUUUAUUCAAAGUUUUAUUAAAGCCUUAGCUUUUGGUCCUUAAAAGCAUAUUUUCAGUUUUUAAAGAAUCUGCAAAUCCUGUUUGUACUUUUAAUUUUUGGGUAGAGAACUUAUUUAAAAAUUAGGUAUGUUUAUAGGCCUAGUUAUACAUUUAGUAUUCAAGGCA